Molecule: messenger RNA, 216 nt
Organism: Phytophthora sojae
Lineage: Eukaryota; Oomycota; Peronosporomycetes; Peronosporales; Peronosporaceae
Exons: 1
Source: RefSeq, a predicted model, not a curated record
GACGCGAAGCCACUCGCUUGUCGGCCGUUUCCUGUCCCGCAUAUCCACCUUGUUGCAACCAAGCAGGAGGUUCAGAAGCUCGUGAAGCUUGGAGUGAUGUCGCCGGUCAACUCGUCGCCUUGGGCGUCUCCUGCUUUCACUAUACUGAAGGAAGAUGGAUCAAUUCGACUGCUGUGUGACUUCAGACGUCUAAACGCACUGCUGCAGCGCCGCUGC